AUGGCAGCACCGUCGUUCGACCACGUCCUCAACUCAAGACGUCGGCGCGACUUUGCUCGUGAUGUGCUGCCCUCGAACGAUCCUUUCCCAUCUCCACCUGUCCGAUUCAAUCCGUUUCGAACUGCACACUGCAAUGCUGAGCUGGCACUCGCUGCCAGAACCAUCAUCCCUCGUGCGAGCCCCGAAACGUUACGUCCGAUUUUCGAACGAUUUGCAUCGAAGGUCGACAAGGAUGGCAAAAAGUAUAUGACUUCAGAGGAUUUCAUUAGAAAGUAUCUCGGCUUGUAUACUGAAGAAAACUACAACCGUGAGUCCGUGAGGUUGCUGGCCUCUGCGGCAGACACGACAAAGGAUGGCGACAUUUCAUUUGAAGAAUUUUGUGCCUUUGAAGCUCUUUUGUGCAGUCCGGACGCACUGUACCUGACAGCGUUUGAGCUCUUCGACCGGAACGCAUCCGAUUCGAUCACCUGCGAUGAGUUCGAAGCGGUCAUCCGACACACCCAACCACUUCACGACAUGGAUUUUGACUUCAACUCGGAGUUCAUCAAGAAGUACUUUGGCGUUGACAAGCAGCGGAGCAUUGCCUAUCAUGCGUUCACGCAGUUGUUGCAUGAUUUUUAUGAAGAACAAGGAAUGCAAGCUUUCAAGAGAUAUGACAAGAAAGGAGACGGUACGAUCAGUUCGGUGGAUUUCCAGCACAUUAUGACAACUGUGAAGAAGCACCUUCUGACGGAUUUCGUGCGAAACAAUCUCAUUGCGGUGUCUGGGGGAGGCGCCAGUGGACAUAAGGUCACCUUCCCGUACUAUGCUGCUUUCAACAGCCUGCUGGCGAAGAUGGAACUUAUCAAACGAGUUUAUGUGAGCCAGGCAAGAGGCAAUGUGGAUCUGGAGAUGACGAAAGAGGAGUUCCUGCUGGCUACUCAAAGUUAUGCUCAGAUAACACCCUAUGAGGUUGAGAUUCUAUUUCACCUAUCCGAACUGGCACAUCCUGGUAAGAAGACAUUGUCGCUGAAAGACAUCGAACUGAUAGAUCCGGAACGACUGAAAAGAGUCUCACACAUGGAGCGACUUAUCAACGUCAAAGCAGUUGCAAGCAAGGAGGAACGAGGUUUUGGAACAGCGGUGUUGGAGUCGGCAUACCGUUUCCUGCUAGGUUCCAUAGCAGGAGCGUGCGGUGCCACCGCAGUUUAUCCCAUUGAUCUCGUGAAAACAAGAAUGCAGAAUCAAAGGACUGGGUCCUUUGUGGGUGAAAUCAUGUACAAAAAUAGCUUGGACUGCUUCAAGAAGGUGAUCAAAUUCGAAGGUCUGCUUGGACUCUAUCGUGGUCUUCUACCUCAAAUCGUUGGUGUUGCACCAGAGAAAGCCAUAAAACUGACAAUGAAUGAUUUCGUCAGAGACAAGUUCACAAAGGAAGGGAAAAUCCCCCUGUGGGCAGAGAUUUUUGCCGGUGCUUGUGGUGGUGGAAGUCAGGUAGUGUUCACGAAUCCGUUGGAAAUUGUGAAGAUUCGACUUCAGGUGGCGGGUGAAAUACAGACAGGACAGAAGAUAAAUGUGUUCACAGUUCUAAAGGAACUAGGAUUCCUCGGUCUCUACAAAGGCGCUCGAGCGUGCUUUCUUCGUGACGUUCCAUUUUCGGCCAUAUACUUCCCAGCUUACGCUCAUGCAAAGCUGGCCACCGCAGAUGAAGACGGCAUCAACCAUCCUGGCUCUUUGUUUGCUUCCGCUUUCAUUGCUGGAGUUCCGGCUGCUGGUUUGGUUACACCUGCAGAUGUAAUCAAAACGAGAUUGCAAGUAGCCGCUAGAGCAGGGCAGACUACCUACUCCGGAGUAAUUGACUGUGCCCGAAAGAUCAUGAAAGAAGAAGGUCCUUCCGCAUUCUGGAAAGGAACAGCGGCUCGUGUAUGUCGUUCAAGCCCACAGUUUGCUGUCACUCUGCUGACUUAUGAGGUGCUGCAACGAUUAUUUUACGUCGACUUUGGUGGUCUUCGGCCGACUGGAUCUGAGUCUGCUACAACGAAGACGGUGCUGGACGACAGUUCUUUGAAUCCGGAUCACGUGGGUGGAUAUCGGUUGGCCGCUGCCACGUUCAGCGGCAUUGAGCACAAGUUCGGCUUAUUCUUGCCGCGAUUCGAGAGAGCUUCGCAGUAG
Molecule: messenger RNA, 2148 nt
Organism: Necator americanus (New World hookworm)
Lineage: Eukaryota; Metazoa; Nematoda; Chromadorea; Rhabditida; Ancylostomatidae
Exons: 17
Coding region: 1-2148 (715 amino acids)
Biological process (GO): L-glutamate transmembrane transport; malate-aspartate shuttle; aspartate transmembrane transport
Molecular function (GO): L-aspartate transmembrane transporter activity; calcium ion binding; L-glutamate transmembrane transporter activity
Source: RefSeq, a predicted model, not a curated record